Acipenser ruthenus (sterlet) is the source of this 2377-nucleotide messenger RNA. RefSeq names its product homeobox protein Hox-B6a. The transcript is spliced from 2 exons. Gene Ontology annotation, molecular function: DNA-binding transcription factor activity, RNA polymerase II-specific; RNA polymerase II cis-regulatory region sequence-specific DNA binding. The record is from RefSeq and is a predicted model, not a curated record. The coding region runs from base 1469 to 2161 and encodes 230 amino acids. Gene Ontology annotation, cellular component: nucleus. NCBI's taxonomy places the organism in Eukaryota, Metazoa, Chordata, Actinopteri, Acipenseriformes, Acipenseridae. Gene Ontology annotation, biological process: anterior/posterior pattern specification; regulation of transcription by RNA polymerase II.
AUUUGGCUAAAUAAUGGCCUUCUUGUUUAUUUUAAAACAAACGAAGAGCUACAAGUUAGCCUUAGGAGUGUAACUGUCAUAAAUCAUGACUAUGGGAGACUUAAUUCUGAAAAGAAAAUCUAGAUUCUGAAGAUACGCUAAUAGUCGGCUGAGCUGUUUUGUGUUACAUCGCCUUCAGGUCAUAAAUAUGUUAGACCGAGAUAAUCUUACCACAUAGCUAGGGGUGUGCUUUUAGAAUCUGAACGAUAAGUAUGGAGAUACAUGUAAGCAUGCGUUAAUGAUAAUAAUAAUAAUAAUAAUAAUAAUAAUAAUAAUAAUAAUAAUAAUAAUAAUAAUAAUAAUACAUUCAUCACAGCUCACUUGGUAAAAACAAAGCUUGACAAUACAAAUAUAUGUUGAUGUAGCGACACGGAAAGAAGUUUUCAUGUGGUAGAAAUUAAGUGCAAUUCACUGAAGUUAAAAUACAGCCUGAUCUGUGACUGUUGCAUGCUAUAAUUUUGAAACAGAAUCCAACACAGGAUAUGUGUAUCUCAUAACCAUGGUUUAAAGUAUACAGAUGCACGACUGUGUUAAAACGGAGCGAAACGUUAUACUGUACUAAUAAGGGAGUAGGGUUUCGAGUCUUUGAAGGGUAAAAGACGAAGGCAGGUGGCACAAACCGUAUGCUUAAGUAAAGUGUGAGCGGUACACGGACUCGUGGCAUCUAGGAUUUCUCUACAGCGCUACAGUAACCCAGUAUUCGGUGCCUUGAUUGAGAUUAAAACAAACAAACAAAAAAGCUGAAAGUAAGGAGAGCCAAGAGCUAUUUACCUCCCACCCGAAUAAAAAGUAACUCGUUGCAGUACUUUAAACAAAAUAGCAACACAAACCUCAACGCUGUUCUUAAUAAACAAUGGAGAAAAUCAAAUAAAAAAAACCGCGUCAAUGCUAGUGCAUGUCAGAAAAAAAAAUACUAAAGAAAAUGAACUAAAUAAAGACAAAAAAUAAUAUUGGAAUUCUUAUUGUUCAUUAUUAUUGUUAUUAUUUUAAAUAGGUGUUUUGUUUAAGAAAGGGAAAAAGGAUUACGUAGUGUGUGUGUAUAUAUAUAUAUAUAUAUAUAUAUAUACACACACACACACAUUAAAUUAACAACAUGUUUAAUUCAUCACUGAAAAAUUAUCCUUCUUUGAUUAGUAUUGCGUGUUGGUAUACAGGGGAAAAAACAGGGUGGCUGGUUACUCAUACAGGGCUCCCUGAUGCAUGCGGUAAAGAAGCCCCUCGUGGGUGCUAUUUUGCUCUCAAGCGCUCUCUCUAUUGGUCAGCUCCUGAUCAGAUGGUCGAGUUUCCUUCUGUCCCGUGCUGGCACCUCGCCACCCCCCCUUCAGCUAAAAACUCAAUCUCCGAUAAAGUACUAAUAGCUAAACCACUUGGACUAUAAAACACAACAAAUCAUAAAGCGGCCAAACGAAACCCGUCGUAUAGGCUCCAGAUGAAUUCCUAUUUCGUAAACUCCACUUUUCCGGUGACUCUUCCCGGAGCACAGGACUCAUUUCUGGGCCAGAUACCGUUAUAUUCAUCUGGAUACACGGAUCCUUUAAGACACUACCCCGGCGCUGCCUAUGGAGCUGCCAGCAGCGUUCAAGACAAGACGUACCCUUCCCCUUACUACCAGCAGGCUAGCGGUGCCUACAGCCGGACAGCCCCCUCCGCCGCUUGCGACUACGGUGCAGCUGGUUUUUACAGAGAAAAGGACCCGUCUUGCGUGAUCUCCGGUUUGGAAGAACAUUCUCUGAUUCUGAAUCCAGACCAGAGGAAGCCGGACGCCGCGGCGCAGAAUAAAAACAUAUUUGGGGAGAGUGAAGACCAAAAAGUAGCUACUCCGGUCUAUCCUUGGAUGCAAAGGAUGAAUUCUUGCAAUGGUCCGGGCUUUGGGGGAAGUGGCCGGAGAGGUCGCCAAACUUACACCCGGUACCAGACUCUGGAACUGGAGAAGGAGUUCCAUUUUAAUCGAUACCUCACCAGGCGACGCCGGAUCGAGAUCGCCCACGCACUGUGCCUCACAGAACGACAGAUUAAGAUCUGGUUUCAGAACCGGCGAAUGAAAUGGAAAAAGGAAAACAGACUGAUCAAUUCCUCCCAAACGAGCGGAGAAGAAGAAGAAGAAAAGAGGACAGAAUCGUAAUGAAACAAAGGAGAGAACACAUAGAGAAAUGCCAACGCUCUUCCUAACCCUAAAGACUUGUAUUGAUAUUUUUUUUUUCUAUAAUUUUUCCAUUUCAGUAAAUUGGUUGUAGCAUUCCAGGUGUCAUAUACCAAUAACUUUUGUUCUUAUUUUAUUUUGCGGGCAAACGGGCUAUUCGUCGUGUUUCUUAACUCUCUGUGUGUAUAUAUAUAUAUA